CAUUAUAAGAGAUGCGUGUGUUUAUUGUGCGAAUGCUGAGUUACCGUCAAAGAAAUAAAGAAGCUUAUCAACGAAAUGGCUCUGACACCAGCGGAAAAGCAGCGUCGGUAUAGGCUGAAGUUGAAGCUGGACCCCGUAAAAAAUGAUGAAGCUAAAAGAAAACACCUUGAAAGAUGCCACGCCAAAAAAAACAACUAGUGAAAGAUAUUACUGAACGAGAGCAUAGAGCUGCUAAACGUAGAUGGAAGAUUGCAAA
Acanthoscelides obtectus is the source of this 256-nucleotide messenger RNA. The record is from the annotation of a GenBank genome assembly. Lineage: Eukaryota; Metazoa; Arthropoda; Insecta; Coleoptera; Chrysomelidae.